Molecule: messenger RNA, 2318 nt
Organism: Cheilinus undulatus (humphead wrasse)
Lineage: Eukaryota; Metazoa; Chordata; Actinopteri; Labriformes; Labridae
Gene: gramd2aa
Product: GRAM domain containing 2Aa
Exons: 12
Coding region: 221-1159 (312 amino acids)
Biological process (GO): regulation of store-operated calcium entry
Cellular component (GO): organelle membrane contact site; extrinsic component of cytoplasmic side of plasma membrane; endoplasmic reticulum membrane
Molecular function (GO): phosphatidylinositol-4,5-bisphosphate binding
Source: RefSeq, a predicted model, not a curated record
UCUGAGGAGGUCACAGCUCCGUCAACACUGCACUACGACUUUGAUUUAUCGGCUUCUCUCCCUCUGAAAUUCAACUUUUCAACGCUUUUUUUCGGGAAUUAGCGACAAACACUGAUGUGAAAGAGAAAUGAAGCUCACACAGGAGAAGUUUCGCGGGGCUACGAGGCGAAAACACGGCUGAGAAACUCACAGCGGUUAUAAGAGCUACAGGGCAAGGAGCAUGACUGAGCAGCAGGAGCAGAGCGAAGAAACAGGCCUGAUCUCAACACAGGACCUGGAACCCGCCAAAGAGGACGACACACAUGGCCAAUUCAGGUUUCACUUGAUUGAAGAUCUGUCCUACGAAGACGUGAAGAAAUGUUACCGUGGCACGACUGUCAGCAAGUACAACUCGCAGUACCACAAACUGUUCCAGUGCGUGCCCAAGGAUGAGAUUCUCAUGAAAGUGUACUCCUGUGCUCUCCUCAGAGAUAUCCUUCUGCAAGGCCGGCUCUACAUUUCCAGAAACUGGCUGUGUUUCUAUGCCAACCUUUUUGGAAAAGACAUCAAGGUGGCUAUCCCUGUUGUGUCUGUGAGGCUGGUGAAGAAGCACAAAACAGCGGGCCUCGUGCCCAAUGGCUUGGCUAUCACCACAGACACUGGCCAGAAGUAUGUUUUUGUAUCUCUGCUAUCAAGAGAUAGUGUGUAUGACGUCCUCCGCAGGAUCUGUACACACCUGCAGGUCAAUGGGAAGAGUCUGAGCUUGAAGCAGUUUAUGGAAGAGCCGACUUUAUCGCUGGACGAGUUUCCCGCUUCUGAUGAUUUCCAAGCAGUCGAUGAAUUCCCGUCAGUGUUGAAAUGGAGAAGAAAACCCUCGGUGGUAUCCGUAUCCUCCUCCCUUCCUGAUCUCCUGGGGAACUCGACCAGCAGCCUGAACCCCACAGACGCUCCCUUCAAACCAGAGCAGCUGCUGGAAGAGCGGUCUCUGCAGACAGACAGAGGUCUUUUAUCAGAGCCGGUGACAGAGCUGGGCCAGAUGGAGUACCAGCUGCUCAAGUUCUUCACCCUGCUUAUUAUUCUCCUCAUCCUGUCAUCGUGCUACCUGGCUUUUCGUGUGUGCAGCCUGGAGCAGCAGCUGUCUUUCCUCAGUAACCCAACUCUGCCCCUGAGAGACAGGUAGCCACUGCUCUCCGCUGUGAUCGCCUGCUGUUUCCUCUCCCCCUGCUUUGAGUUGAUGACUUCCUGCUACAGAUCCAGGACCAGCUUUACAGCCCAGAGAACACUGACCCUGCCUCAUGAAGGUGCAACAUCAGCCCAAGUCCAGGCCUCUUCAGGAGCUCCUCUUCGCAGGAUGAGUUCCUCUAUAGUGAUCACUUCCAGACUAUGCAAACAGACUGUGUAUUUAUUAUUUCUGACUUUAAAGUAGGUAUUACUGUAGAGAAUGACUGUCUACCUUGGCCUCACUGACACUGAAAUGUAGAGUCCUUUAACUCUAGUAUAGUGAGCGGGUCGUGAUUGUUGUUUGAGGCGCUGCUGGGAAGUUUCCAAAGAGAGUAAUUCAUAAUUUUAUAGCUUGAAAACCCUGAUUGUAAAACAUGUUUCAGGUGAGUUUUUAUGACUUAUUCAGCAAUAUCUUACAUAAUCAGCUCUACACGUACCAAAUGUUUUGUUUUUCUGUUAAGAUCUUGCCAUAGCCCUCUGUAGGAAGGCUGGAACUAUCUGAGACAAUGCACUUUCUAAAUGCGUCAACAUUAUUUCAAAUAUAUGCAAAUGUUUUAAAAGUUUAAAUCUAUUUUUUGCUUGAUGAGCGGUACUCAGAUUUCAUUUCUGAAGGUAUUUAUGAAGGAUGUAAUGAUAAACUUGACUGAAUGAAGAUUGAACUGUAGCCAUAACACCACUUUAUGGGUGUUAAAUCCAAUGUGAAUGAGAUUAAGUAGGUGAAAUAUAUAAUUUAUAGUUUUUAGUUGUUCUAAUCUGCUGUGUAAAAGGAUUAACCAGAGUUUUAUUCUUUUGUACCUUUAAGAUUAAGUCACCAAAGACUAAAAAAUGUCACACUGAGGUUUUGAGUGUUUAUGUUCAUGUAUCUUUGUCGAAAGCUAUAUUUUUGAUUUUGCAUACAUGAGGAAAAUGUAGUCCUAGACUUGUUUGUGAAACCCAGUUGAAUUAAAUUGGCAAAAACAAUGUAGAUAAAAAAAAUGUUUUGGCUUUUAUUUAAUUUGUCGCUCAUUUCAGGUACUUUCCAGUGCUCCCUCUUAACCUUGUCUUGUUGGCUCUGCAUACUCGACCACCAUGAAAAAUCUCGACUCCAACAGUACUGCAAAUUUUCGUAACCUUCCACA